GAACAUCAAUCGCGACAAGAAGUUACAGAACCGAUCUCGACAGCGCCCACACGGCAAGCAAUUGCGACACCACAGCCAAUUGACUCUGCCAUUGCUCACAUAACCGUAGCCAUGGCGAGCAAGCUGACUCCAUUCCUCAUGCGGACCGCCAUCCGGUCCGCGAGCCGCACAUCACGGCCGCCGCUGUCGGCCCAAAUCCGCUCGAUUUCCAUUUCGCCGAGGAAACAGAGCGAUGCCCUCAUGGUGCAUCGCAACACACCCGACAACAACCCCGACAUUCCUUUCAAGUUCACCGAACAGAACGAGGCGAUUAUCGCCGAGAUCCUCAAGCGCUACCCUCCACAGUACAAGAAGGCGGCGGUAAUGCCCCUGCUCGACCUGGGCCAACGGCAGCAUGGCUUCACCAGCAUCAGCGUCAUGAACGAAGUGGCGAGGAUCCUUGAGAUGCCCCCAAUGCGUGUGUACGAGGUGGCCUCCUUCUACACCAUGUACAACCGGACACCAGUGGGCAAGUUCCACGUCCAGCUUUGCACAACGACACCCUGCCAGCUCGGCGGCUGCGGCAGUGAUGCCAUCGUGAAGGCCAUCAAGGAACACCUGGGCAUCAAGCAGGGCGAGACGACGCCCGACGGGCUCUUCACCUUCAUCGAGGUCGAGUGCCUGGGAGCCUGCGUCAACGCGCCAAUGGUGCAGAUCAACGACGACUACUACGAGGAUCUGACGCCCGAGAGCAUCAAGUCGCUCCUGACGGCUUUGAAGGAGAGCGUGAUGGAUGUGAGCAAGGCCGACAAGGUGCCCAAGCCUGGCCCGCUGAGCGGGAGGCACACAUGCGAGAACAGCGCCGGCAUUACAAGCUUGACGAGCGAGCCGUGGGGUAUUGAGAAGACAAGAGAGGAUCUGUAGACUAACGACAUAUAUAGGGAGGCGAUGAGGGAGGUAUUGUACAAAUCAACAGAGAACGAUCUGGGCAUUGUGCUCAAUAUUGGGCUAUCUGGGACCGCAAACAAAAGCAUGCUUGAUAGACUACGCAAAGUUCACUCAUUAUGGAUCAAUGCAUACAGGCUCAAGUCUUGUCUUGUACCUUGGAUUGCCCUCGACAUAUUACAACUAAACCAAUUUCAUUUCAAACA
This is a messenger RNA of Canariomyces notabilis, 1130 nucleotides long. RefSeq lists its product as uncharacterized. NCBI's taxonomy places the organism in Eukaryota, Fungi, Ascomycota, Sordariomycetes, Sordariales, Chaetomiaceae. The coding region runs from base 112 to 903 and encodes 263 amino acids. The transcript is spliced from 3 exons. Gene Ontology annotation, molecular function: oxidoreductase activity. The record is from RefSeq and is a predicted model, not a curated record.